Molecule: messenger RNA, 4492 nt
Organism: Paramormyrops kingsleyae
Lineage: Eukaryota; Metazoa; Chordata; Actinopteri; Osteoglossiformes; Mormyridae
Gene: b4galnt1b
Product: beta-1,4-N-acetyl-galactosaminyl transferase 1b
Biological process (GO): ganglioside biosynthetic process
Cellular component (GO): Golgi membrane
Molecular function (GO): acetylgalactosaminyltransferase activity
Source: RefSeq, a predicted model, not a curated record
UAAAAACGCCCCACCAUACUUCCGUGAAAAGUUAUUAAAGCUAGAAACUUGUUUCGAGAUACUUAUCUGAAUAUACUGAUAGUUAUCUCGUUAUUUCGACAUCUCGUUAUAAUAACCGCAAACUGCAGUUUCCACAAUUCGCCGGCAGAGGCUUCAAACAUCUUGCUGUCAAAGCCCAUGCAGGCUUAUGGACAGAAGGCAGAACAGCCGCAUAAUGCACUAGGCUUUAUAUAUGUCCUCUGCGUGUUACAGUUUCAUUUUGGUCAGAUGUACUGAAAUUUUGUCAUCCCAUUCAGGAAGGAACCGCGAUGGGGAAGCGGCCAGAGACCACCCCUUUCCUGAAAUCAUGUGGCCUGGAAAUCAGGAAGCUGUGAGACAAUUAAGCGUUGCCGCCCUACUUGCAUAGAGGGGAACCCAUGGAAAAAACAUCAGGAGACUGUUUUUCCUGAUCAAUGGUCAUCCUCCAAAAGCUUCCAAGAUGCGUUCCCUCCGGAAGACUGUGUUGCUGGGGAUUGUGGCCUCUGUUCUGUUGGUAGCAGCACUCCUGCGCUCUUGGACGCCACGGGCAUACACCUAUGUAGACGUGAGGCAGAGGCCAGCGAGUGAGGCAGAGAGGCUGCUAGAGGAGAGGCUGGCGGACGGGGAGCAGCGCUACGCCGACAUCCCGUACCGUGUGAAGGAGAGCGUGGCUGGUCUGCUGGCGCGAAACGGAUGCGUGUGCGAGGGUGAGAGCAGAGGUGUGAGGCUGCCCUUCUCCCAGCUGCUCUUCCCACGGGUGUCUGCCCACCCCCUGCACACGGCCUUCAAGGCCUCGGAGCUGGAGGAGAUGAAGCGGCGCAGGGCACAGGAGUACCUCGGCUUUCAGAGAAGGUACCAGACCCCCGCGGAUCUGCUGAUUGUAGCAGAAGCCAACAGUCCCCUGCAGUACCCCACCCAGGGGGUUGAAGUGCGCCCCCUCAAGACCAUUCUGAUUCCAGGACUGGCUUUAGAAGAAACCUCCAAAGAUCUUCACCUGGUGAACUUGACCGCUACGCUGGGUGUGUUCCACCUGGCGGCCGAGGUGGAGGGAGUCAGUGUUAGGGGAGAAGGCGAGAUGCACAUGACCCUCUGGAGCAGUCUGCUCCCCCGUCUGAACAGGCAGCUCCAGUUCGUUACCUAUACCAACACGCUUUUCCACCCAAGCACUGCAGACACAGUGCAGUUUGAGACAGACGGUCACCAAUCAGUCUUCACGAUCAAGGUCCGCCACGGCGUCACCCCGAGACUGUACAACCCCGGUCCCAAAGGAGAAUAUAAUAUCAGUGCCCUGGUCACUAUAGCAACCAAAACGUUCCUCCGCUAUGACAAGCUGCAAGGUCUGAUCGACAGCAUACGCCGUUACUACCCAGACGUCACCAUCGUGGUGGCAGAUGACAGCGAGUAUCCGAAGUCGGUGACCGGGCCCAACAUUGAACAUUACAUCAUGCCCUUCGGAAAGGGUUGGUUUGCAGGAAGGAAUCUGGCUGUGUCCCAAGUUACCACAAAAUACGUCUUGUGGGUAGAUGAUGACUUCAUCUUCACGGCCAACACGAAGCUGGAGAAGCUGGUGGAUGUGCUGGAGAGCACCACGCUAGACCUGGUGGGCGGGGCAGUACGGGAGGCCACGGGCUACACUGCCACAUACCGACACACCAUCUCCAUCGAGGCGGGGGAGGAAGACGGGGACUGCCUGCACAUGAGACGGGGCUUCCACCACGUGGUCCAGGGCUUCCCCAACUGCGUCAUCACCGAUGGCGUCAUCAACUUCUUCUUGGCCCGCACCGACAAGGUCCAGCAAGUGGGUUUCGACCCCCGUCUCGCACGGGUCGCUCACCUGGAGUUUUUCAUCGAUGGCUUGGGCUCCUUUCACGUCGGAUCCUGCGAUGAUGUCAUCGUCAGCCACGCCACCAAGAUCAAGCUGCCCUGGCAGGAGUCGGACAGUGACAAGACCUAUGCCAAGUUCCGCUACCCGUCCGCCUCCUCGGAUGCCAGCCACACCAAGAACGGCCUGCUCUACUUCAAGAACAGGUUCCAGUGCCUGACCCAUAACUGAGCCUUCUCCAUGUUCUGCCUCCUUCACAUCCGUCGCCUGGAUUUCCAGAAGCGCCCUCAGGAGAAAAAGCCAAAUCCUCCUGUAUUCUUUUGGCCGGAUAUUUCCCUCAGUUUCCUGUACUUCCUGUAGUUGGAUGCCCCUCAUCCGCCUACCCACAACUACACCUUGGUGCCAAACUUAUUGCUGUAAAAACCAGUGUUACAUCUGCACAAUUUGGCCUUGAUCUGGAGCGACUGCUGGGUGUGACUCCAGCUCAGAUCUCCAGUUUAACCUGGAUGCCCACAGUUUGGAUCUAAAAGAAAAAAAAUAUCAGUGCAGAUUUUAAGUUUGAAUCUGAAUUAAGGUUAAAAAGUUCUGCAGCUUCCAAAGACAUCUACCACUGCAGCCAGUGUUAGGAACGAUCAUAAUGUUUUGAAUACUCCUUGAAUGAGAAGCUGGAAGUCAGAUCACUAUAUGGAAACAUAGCCUGUGAUCAGCUGUUAUCAUCACACCUGUUUAAUUUUGCACCUGUGUGGCCGCAGAAAUUCAUUUUAAUUCAGUUUAAUAUCCCCCAAAAGCCUACAGGUAAUCAUAUCACAGUUGUUUUUAAAAUCCUCCUUUUACAAAAGCUGUAUUAAAGAUUAUGCUCCUGACAUGAAUAGGUUGUUAAUUUUAAAAUGCGCAUGGAUCUACCCAUAUAAGAAUUGAAAUAUGAGUUUUGCUAGAUUUUAGUUUGAUUGCAUUCUCCAUUUCAGCUGAUAUCGGAUCCAAAUCCUGCUCCUGUAUUGAAUUCUUUUUGGCAGCAGUUCUGAGCUCAGUUCAGAACUGCACUCCGGCCCACCUGAACUGAAAGGCCAGGUUCAACCCAUGUGAGACGAACAGGAGUUUAAAGGACACGCUGUGUCACGGGUGUGUGGACCUGCGUCUGGAGUAGCUUCCCACUGUGUGACUUAAGAGGAGAGCUUGACUGAGAUUCUUCAUUUGCAACAGGCUUGACCAAAGUGUGCAGGCUGCUUCUGGGAUUUCCAUCCAAAAGUGUGUGAUGCAGUGGGUAUGGUCAUAACCCAAAGCUGACACUGAAAAUCUGGCCUACUUUGGCCACAUGCCAUCUGCCCCAGAUAAGGCCGGUUAUAGGCGUGCCAUUCAUCUGUUAUGUUGAGCUUUGCGUUUUUUUGUUUUGUUUUUACAUUUUUUUACUUUCUCCAGCAAGGAUGGGUGACUUUACUUUUUGGAAAACGGUUUUCCUCCCUUUCCCAUCGUCAUACUCGUUUUUGCGGAAAUGAUCAUGACGUUCACGGUGUGAUGUUGUUCCUGACUGUCACCACUAGAUGGCGGCCUGGCAUCACGAUUUUUUUAAAGGACCAACGUUGUCGAAAGUGCUGAAGUUUUGGAAUGAUAAAGAAAUAAUGAAAAUCGGAAUUAAAAUAAUGACAUUAAUUAAUAGCUGAAUGAAUGAAUUGUAUCAUGUAGUGUAUGUUCUCUGUGAGGACGAAGAGAGUUCUUUGCUCUUUUCUCUCCACUGUGUUGUUAAUCUUUUUAAUGAGUAUUUUUCUGCACAAAGUCACUGGAUAUGUUACCAAAGGUUGACAUUUUCUCUGAGGCACCGGUAUCAUGUCAUGUGCACAUGCGAAUGUGUUAGGUACACCUUACACAGCCUACAGUACUAUUAUGAUUUAUUUGUGUGUGUGUGUGUGUUUUGGUUCUACUGUAACUCCUCAUGCAACCUUGAAAUUACAAGAGAUCAGCACAGUCUGUCUCGAUUCCAAUGUUAGAAUUUGAUUCAGAUUUAGGAGGACAAUUCUGGAUUCAGAGUAGAAUCCAAGACAGUCACUUAGUAACUUAUCCAGUGGGAUGUCAGAACAAAUAUACAUGAUUGCUAUUCAGAAUGUUUUACAUAUGGGUCACGCCAGCCCUCAGAGUCGUUUUUCUACAUGCCACAUGACAGCUGGUGAAGAGACUUAUGCUGUUAAAGACUUUUUGCUUCGUAGUAACCAAGAAUGCAAAAGUUCUGGUUAAAAAUCUUGAAGAACAUGCUUUAAGAACAUAAAGUAGAGCUGAAACAUAAAUGAACGUGGUACAGAGAAAAGGAAUAAAGUUCAUUUUCAUCGGGCUGUGUGGGAGAAUGCAGUAAAUAAUGGCAGAGUGAAAAGAGGACAUGCGCAGGUGUGUGAGUGGCGCCCGGUACUGCUGUUCCGGAGGUACUGCCCUGGGUAAACAUAUAGGUGAUUGCUGGCAGCCAGCUGGGAUGGCCCAGCCCGUGAGGUCAUUCCACCACUGAAAGGCUAGGCUGAGUUCGCUCACUAUUCUCUAUAUAGGGAAAUCUAUGUAGUUCACUAUAUAGGGAAUUAGUGAAAAAAGACGACAAUUUCGGACACCACAUUCCUAUUGCGAAUAGUAAACUACAGCGUCAGCAUCAACAGAAUAAAGCAGAUAAAGUGAAAA